CACUCUGCGCAUCAGAUAUUUAUCGCUCGAUGCGAUGGCAGAUGCGCGCUGCAGCAGGCUUGCUGGCAUGCUGGAGAAGCAAAGCCGCUGGCGGAAAGAGUGGUCCGAAAGGUUCUUCGUCAUGGACGAGGACUGCAUCAAAUAUUUCAUCUCGCCCCCUGCUUUCCUCGACGACAACGGCGAGGACGUGCGAGGGAAGAUCCCUUUGGCAGGCCUCGUUGCGGAGGCUGCUCAGGACCCGGGCCGUCCCUACUGCAUCCGAGCAGGGCGAGACCUUCUCAGUUGUAAGACUGAAGCAGAGCAGCAGCGGUGGCUGCAAGCCAUCAAUGCAGCAGGAGGUGUGGAGGAAGCCAAUCAGGCUUGCACAAAGCCAUCGAGGCCCUGCGCUGGCAAGGGGCCGGGCUUGCUUCUGGUACACGCGGACCGGCCUCAUCAGGCAGUAGCGCUGGGACAGCCAGUAUCCGUGCGACUUGCUUCGGCGGCCUGUGCGACAAUCUUAAUCCAGGAGUUGCCAGUGGCAGGAGGAGCGCAGGCGCUGUGCAGGCUGGCGCUCCAGAAGUGCAAGUCCGGCUGCUCCACGUCCUUUCCGGUGGAACUUCUUGGGAAAGGUGUGUGCUCAGACGAAUGGAGUCUCAGCGUCCAGGUGCUGGGCAACCGGUUGCAGCGGACCGCCCAGCCGCUGCUCCUGGGAGUGGCAAGCUUGCUCUCGGCCUGGAUGUACUUUGUGGGUGUGGACAUCACAGGGCUGAUCGUUGCCCUGCUCUGGCAACUCGUGAGCUGGAUGCAAUCUGCGGCAGUUCAUGAAGUCACCUUUUCGGUUGAACAAGUGCAGCUUCUCAAGGACAGUGCUGAUGCUCAGGCCGAAGCCCCGCCCAGAUGGUGUGGGACAUGGGUCCUGGAUAAAAGCUGCAGCGAAAAGUACGAGACCAUUCUGAAGGAUAUGGGUGUGAAUUACUUGAUCCGAAAGGCCGCCGAUGCAAAAACGUCAGUCAUGAUCAUCAGCAAAUCAUCCAGCCACGUCACCUUCAUAGUGAAGAACUUGGUGACGGUGGAAGAUGUGCUACCUGUGGAUGGCAGUUGGGUCACCAAAGCUGUCCCACCAGCCGGCCGCAUGAGGGGGGAAAUGCGAUUACGCCUGUCCAAAUGCACGGAGAACGAGCUGGAGCUGGUCACUGAGUUCCCGCCUGGCGAAGGAAGUCUCUGUGAUACGUUGAACGUGGACGCCGGUGGCGAGUCCUAUUCGCGCAAAGUCGUGCGGACCAGAGGUGAAGGCACAACGUUGGACUGCACUCGGGUGUUUAGAAAGGUUACUUCGUGAAAGGGCGCUGGCCGCUUGUGAACUCGGCCCUCGCCCCAGUGUCACUUAGAUGUCUCAGAUUUGAUCAGUGAGUUGCGCA
Molecule: messenger RNA, 1397 nt
Organism: Effrenium voratum
Lineage: Eukaryota; Dinophyceae; Suessiales; Symbiodiniaceae
Source: the annotation of a GenBank genome assembly